ACCGUUUGCAAUAAUAGGAGAUUUUUACGUACGCACCGGUUCGGCCGCCAUAUUGGAGGUAUACCAGCGAAGCGUAAACAUCGAUCAAAAUUAAGAGAGCGUAAAACUGUGACUAAUGGCGUCUAAAUCACUGAACCAAAAAGGGCCGUACAAAGAUAGACUGGAGCCUGCAACAAAAGCAAGAUACAUUGAAAAACUUGCAUUGAUUGGUGGUAUUGACCCAUAUGAUUUGAAAAAGCUUUGUGAUGAUGUGAAUCAACUGCCAUCGUUGACCUACCCUGACAUCGUUAAUUAUUUGUUGUUUACACCUAGUAUUUACACGAUGGAAGAUCUGAAAAACUUCAAAAGCUUAGAAGCAGUGAAUCAAGUUGAGUGUGGCUGGGUUUCUGGCGUGACUUCUGCUGUGUUGAGUAACAGACUGUUGGUGAAAGGAAGGGUUCUUCACUCUCAAAGAAUGCAUGAAAAACCACUGUCCCCAUGGUUCAUCUCUACGAAGGAUGGUCAAGUGUUGGCCAGUCACUGUGACUGUAUGGCAGGAUGUGGAGAAACUUGCACACAUGUUGCUGCCUUAAUGUUUUGGGUUAUGAGAACUGUUAAAGUAAGAGACGAAAGGACUGUAACACAGGAACCAGCAUAUUGGACCAUCCCCCCAUCCGUGAAGAAUGUUGAGUAUAGAGAAAUUUCUAACAUUAACUUUCAAAGUGCGAAGUCCCUCAAGAGAAAAUUUGAAGAGUGUUUAAGCAGCUCAACCAGUCAAAUUUCUAAAAAUGUUCAUCCUGUAAGAAAGACUAGGAAAAUCCCUUCCCCUACAGAAAAUGAAUUAGACUCUUUCUUCUCUGAUCUAGUUUCCACCAACCGUAAGCCUGCAAUCUUAUCAAUUGUGCUUGAUUAUCUUGAGAGCUACAAACCUAAGUCAGCAGUGCUCAAGUUGCCUAAACCACUAACUGAACUCAAGAACAAACAAUCAAUGAAUUUAGAUUAUGACCAGCUAAUCAAAUCAUGUGAGGGCAUUGAAAUUACGGUCACUGACGAGGAAAUUGAAAAUGUAGAGAAAAUCACCCGAAAACAGGCAAGUGAGGGUAAGUGGUUCAAUUACCGCGCUGGGCGUAUCACAGCCUCAAAAAUGAAGAGUGUUUACACUGCGAACAUUGAUAAUCCGUCAAGUGCGUUAGUAAAAUCUAUUGUUUAUCCCAAUGUAAACUUUAGAAAUGAAGCCACCAAAUGGGGGAUUGACAAUGAGAAAAAAGCUGCCACUGUGUUGUGA
Molecule: messenger RNA, 1264 nt
Organism: Dreissena polymorpha
Lineage: Eukaryota; Metazoa; Mollusca; Bivalvia; Myida; Dreissenidae
Exons: 2
Coding region: 116-1264 (382 amino acids)
Source: RefSeq, a predicted model, not a curated record